Elephantulus edwardii (Cape elephant shrew) is the source of this 903-nucleotide messenger RNA. RefSeq names its product hydroxysteroid (17-beta) dehydrogenase 13 (gene HSD17B13). Gene Ontology annotation, cellular component: lipid droplet. The transcript has 7 exons. Lineage: Eukaryota; Metazoa; Chordata; Mammalia; Macroscelidea; Macroscelididae. Gene Ontology annotation, molecular function: oxidoreductase activity, acting on the CH-OH group of donors, NAD or NADP as acceptor. The record is from RefSeq and is a predicted model, not a curated record. Bases 1 to 903 code for a protein of 300 amino acids.
AUGAAUAUUGUCUUGGAUCUCCUCCUGCUUCUGGUCACCAUUAUUUACUCUUACUUAGAGUCAUUGGUGAAGCUCUUCAUUCCCCAGAAGAGAAAAUCUGUCUCCGGAGAAAUCGUCCUCAUUACUGGAGCUGGGCAUGGGAUUGGCAGGCUGACUGCAUAUGAAUUUGCAAAAAGGAAAAGCAAACUGGUACUGUGGGACAUUAAUAAGCGUGGUGUUGAAGAAACUGCAGCAGAAUGUCGAAAACUAGGAACUGCGGUCCAUACAUAUGUGGUAGACUGCAGUAACAGAGAAGGUAUUUACAGUUCCAUCAGCCAGGUAAAGCAAGAUAUGGGUGAUGUAACCAUCCUGGUGAAUAAUGCUGGAGUAGUAUAUCCUGCUGAUCUGCUUAGCACUAAGGAUGAGGAGAUUAUCAAGACAUUUGAAGUCAACACCCUGGGACAUUUUUGGAUCACAAAAGCCCUCCUUCCAUCGAUGAUGAAAAGAAAUCAUGGUCACAUUGUCACGGUGGCUUCAGUGUGUGGCCAUGGGGUGAUUCCAUAUCUCAUCCCUUACUGCUCCAGCAAAUUUGCGGCCGUUGGCUUUCACAGAGCUCUGACAGCAGAACUUGCAGUGCUGGGGAAAACUGGUGUCAAAACUUCAUGUCUCUGUCCAGUUUUUGUGAAUACCGGAUUCACCAAAAACCCAAGCACAAGACUGUGGCCUGUGUUAGAAACAGAAGAAGUUGCAAGAAAUCUGAUAGAUGGAAUACUUACCAACAAGAAAAUGAUUUUUGUUCCAUCAUUCAUCAAUCUCUUGCUCACAUUAGAGAGAUUUCUGCCUGAACGUGCCUUGGCAGCUAUAAAUCAUGUCCAGGAUGUUCAGUUUGAAGCAGUGGUUGGCCACAAAAUCAAAAAGAAGUGA